Molecule: messenger RNA, 726 nt
Organism: Tetrahymena thermophila SB210
Lineage: Eukaryota; Ciliophora; Oligohymenophorea; Hymenostomatida; Tetrahymenidae
Product: transmembrane protein, putative
Exons: 1
Source: RefSeq, a predicted model, not a curated record
AUGUGUUAGGAUCUAAAAUUUUAUUUAAGCAAAUUACAAAAAGUAAGCUAAAUUUUUAACAAUUUUUAAAACUUAUUUUUCUCCUGUUUCUAUUUUUGGGCAAAUUUUUAAUAUUACUUUUUUCUGGUUUCGUUUCUAGAUUAUCUAAAUCUUCUUCUUAUUUUAAUUAAAUGCUCUAUUUUGCUUAGAUAUAUUUUCAAUCAUCUACGAUUUCAAAAAAUCUAAAAUUUCUUUUUCUAAUUCUUCUAUUUUAUUUUUCAUACUCUAUGUGAUUCAAAUCCCUCAGAUAAAUUUAGUUUUAAAUUUGACCUUCUUUUUCCUCUAAAAUUUUUUAGAAUUGUGCUAUUGUUUAUAUAAUAGGUGGAUCUGUAUAAUUCAAUUCAUAUGUCAUUUUAUAUUUUUCAAGUAUGUUUUACUAUAAUUUUGCACUUAUAUCAUAUAAACUUUUUUCUUUUAUUUCUGCUUCUUUUAUUCUUCUGCAGACUUUUCAUGAAGAUUAUCUUCUAAAAUUUUGUAUUAAUGUUUAAUGGAUAGUUUGUUUUUCUGUUUCUGAUUCAUCUAAUCUGUCUCUUAAUAUUUUUUUGUUUGUCUUCUAAUGCUUCUAUUAAUUUUGCUUUGCAUUCUUCAUAUGCUUUCUUAUAUUUAAGAAAUUGUUUGUUUUGUUUUAUAUAUAUUCUAUUUAGCAGCUUAAUCUCAUUUGUUCUAGAAGUUAUUGAGUUUUGUUGA